GCUGUCUUGCAUGGCCCGCCUGGGACGGGGAAGACACUCACCGCGGAAGCUGUGGCAGAGUACCUGAAGCGGCCCUUGUAUAUGGUCGGUUCGUCUGAGCUCCCUUCUGAGUCCUCAUUGCUCGAGAGGAGCUUGCGGAGCAUAUUGAAGGCAGCGACCGCGUGGGAUGCAGUACUCCUGAUCGAUGAAGCUGAUGUUUAUCUGGAAAGACGUAGCCUGCACGAGCUGUCGCGUAAUGCCCUGGUCUCCGUGGCCCUAAGAGUGCUUGAAUAUCACCGAGGCGUGCUGUUCUUGACCACGAAUCGUAUCAAGAACUUCGACGAUGCCUUCCUCUCGCGGUUUUCCAUAGGCACAACAAUUAUACUCUCUUAUACGAAAAUGUGA
This is a messenger RNA of Gloeophyllum trabeum ATCC 11539, 384 nucleotides long. Its product is annotated as P-loop containing nucleoside triphosphate hydrolase protein. The annotation marks the transcript as partial. The record is from RefSeq and is a predicted model, not a curated record. The transcript has 4 exons. Gene Ontology annotation, molecular function: ATP hydrolysis activity; ATP binding. NCBI's taxonomy places the organism in Eukaryota, Fungi, Basidiomycota, Agaricomycetes, Gloeophyllales, Gloeophyllaceae.